Lentinula edodes (shiitake mushroom) is the source of this 1893-nucleotide messenger RNA. RefSeq lists its product as uncharacterized. Gene Ontology annotation, molecular function: TFIIIC-class transcription factor complex binding. Gene Ontology annotation, cellular component: transcription factor TFIIIB complex. Gene Ontology annotation, biological process: RNA polymerase III preinitiation complex assembly. The transcript is spliced from 4 exons. Lineage: Eukaryota; Fungi; Basidiomycota; Agaricomycetes; Agaricales; Omphalotaceae. Bases 1 to 1893 code for a protein of 630 amino acids. The record is from RefSeq and is a predicted model, not a curated record.
AUGACCAGCCGCGUUCAAAAAGGAGGGCCUGUUUUUAGGCCUUUAGCCCGCCAAAAAUCGCGUCCUACUGCGCCGACUCAGGGGGCAGUCCCUCGUCAACAGUCUGUGGUAGUAGAACAGGAACAGAGCAGUCCCUCUUUACAUUCUUCAACUGCUCCUGCGUCUUUACCAGGAAAUGGAAUCGCUGCUGCAGCUUCCACUUUUUCAGAUGAUUCUCAAGCACCAAAAGCAGUUGCUGUCCCGAUUGUAGCGCCGUCUGCGUCGAUGCCACUACCAGCCCUGAAUUCAGUCCCCUCCUUCUCGCCUUCUUCCUCUGCCUUCAUUUCGCAACAUGUGGCUCCAUUAUCACUUCCUCCUCCACUUGCCCCUAGUAUUCAAUCAGUUAUACCUACACCUUCCCAGCCACCUCUUCGACCUCAACCUACCCCAAUGAUACCUCUGAUACAGUCCUCUAGCUAUUUCCCACCACCAAGCAACGUUUUACACAACUCUGUCACCGAGAACGCAUCCACACUUCCUACUCCACGCUCGGCACUCAAUGUCGAAAGUCAUGUUAAGACGCCCCAGUGGAGGGAUGACAAUUCCGUUGUAGAGAAUGUGGCGCAAAACACAGACCCGAACGGAAAUGGAGAAGAUGCUUCCAUUGAAAGUACUCCGAAAGAGGCCACGAAGAAAAGGAAGCCGCGCUCUGCAAGAAAUACUACAGCAGACAAUGAAGAUGGCACUGCGGAACCUCGACCUGCUAAACGAAGGAAACAAGCCUCAAAAUCGAAAACAACCCGCAGCGAUGAUGUGAAUGGGAACAACGUUCAAAAAACUCGUCGAAAGAGGAGUCGAAAAACUCGCUCCCCGUCACUACCGCCAUUUGAUCCUGACGCUGAUCCAGGCGAAAACAUAGAUCCCACUGUCGUCACUAUGGCUUUGCUUUGCAGCGAUACCGGUCAAGGUCGCGUUAGCAGUAAAGCCCAAGAGGUUCUCAACAAUCACGUAACGUGGAAGGCAUCCAACCGCGAGAGACGUGCCAGGAUGAAGAUUAUGAUGGAACGAAAGAAGUAUGGACAACCAGAGGAUGAAGAUACACCUCCCGAGGCUCCCACAACAUCCGAUCUUGCGCCUGUCGUUCCAGCCGCAGAAUCAUCCCACUCCAGACAACCGUCUCCAUUUCUUGAUAAUGCCGCCUCUACAUCGACCCCUGCUGUUGCUGCUAACCUUGACCCGGAUUCCUUCGACUAUACGCAGAAGCUUGCCGUUAGUCGAUUUAAUGUGCAAGUGCGGAUCGGACCCAACGGCGAAACCAUCAUUGACGAAGAAUCAUUGGUUGUAGAUCGUGCGGGCGAUAUGGAGGACGACACAAGUGGUUAUACGCAUGUAAUCGAGAGUGAUAGAUCCAAAUUCACCAAUAGCAGUACAUAUGGGACGAAACUUCGCGGGACAAGGUGGAGCGCAGAAGAAACCGAACUGUUCUAUGAGGCACUUUCUCAAUAUGGCGAAAACUAUGAACUGAUUUCGUAUGUUAUGCCUGGCCGAGAUCGUAAAUCUUGCAAGAACAAAUUCAAAGCCGAAGACAAGAAAAAUCCCGCACGUAUCAAUCAUUGCCUGAAUAACAGCAUACCAGUUGACAUAGAGACACUCUCUCGCAUGACAGGUCGAGACUUUUCUGGUCCCACUCCGGAGAUUACCCUGCCAAAACCUGUGGAACAUGUAGCGUCAGCGGCCACUGCCCAAGGUGAGGCAGACCCAUCCGAAGGCACUAGCAUCCAAGAUAGACAUCGAGAUCUUCCUUCGUCAUCAAAAUCUCGCAAACGCAGUCGUAGUCGUACUGCUGGAGCGCCAGAGGAAGGCUUGAUGGUCAUCGGUGAUCUAGAUACGUUCGUCGACCUUGACGCAGAAUGA